Molecule: messenger RNA, 2886 nt
Organism: Sporothrix schenckii 1099-18
Lineage: Eukaryota; Fungi; Ascomycota; Sordariomycetes; Ophiostomatales; Ophiostomataceae
Product: ERMES complex Ca(2+)-binding regulatory GTPase GEM1
Exons: 2
Coding region: 1-2886 (961 amino acids)
Biological process (GO): small GTPase-mediated signal transduction; mitochondrion organization; regulation of mitochondrion organization
Cellular component (GO): mitochondrial outer membrane
Molecular function (GO): calcium ion binding; GTP binding; GTPase activity
Source: RefSeq, a predicted model, not a curated record
AUGGCGCAAGAAGUCCGCAUCUGCGUCUGCGGCGACGAGGGGACCGGCAAGUCCAGCCUGAUCGCAUCGCUCGUCAAGGAUGUCUUCAUCACGAACAAGAUCCAGGCUGUGCUGCCCCAGAUCACUAUCCCGCCCAACAUCGGCACGCCGGAGAAUGUCACAACAACCAUUGUCGACACGUCUGCGCGCCCGCAGGACCGCACCACGCUGCGUAAGGAGAUCCGCAAGUGCAACGUCAUCUUGCUCGUCUACGCCGACCACUACAGCUACGAGCGCGUUGCCCUGUUUUGGAUGCCCUACUUUCGCUCCCUCGGCGUCAAUGUCCCCGUGGUUCUGUGCGCCAACAAGUCCGACCUGACCGCUGCAGCCACGGGUGCGGCGGCCCCAGCCACGGGCCCGGCAGCGCCGUCUGGUGGUGUGCCAGCCUCGGGCGGCAACAGCCCCGGGAGCGACGACCAGCUGGCGCAGGUGCUCGAGGAGGAGAUGGUGCCUGUCAUGCAGGAGUUCCGCGAGAUCGACUCAUGCAUCCGUGCCAGCGCCCGCGAGCACCGCAACGUCAACGAGGUGUUUUUCCUGUGCCAGAAGGCCGUCACCCACCCCAUCGCCCCGCUCUUCGACUACAAGGAGGGCAACCUCAAGCCCGCGUGCGUGGCCGCCCUCCGCCGCAUCUUUUACCUCUGCGACAAGGACCAGGAUGGCUACCUCAACGACCGCGAGAUGCACGCCUUCCAGGAGACCGCCUUCAACAAGGCUCUGUCGCCCGAGGACUUGGCCAGCAUCAAGCUGACGCUCGCCAAGGCCGCACGCGGCGGAGGCACCGACAACGGCAGCGGUCGCGGGGAUACGACGACCGGGUCUCGGCGAGGCGGCGGGCCUGCACGCGGGACCUCGUCUACGGCGGCUACAGGCUCGCGGCCCGUGUCCAGCAACGGUAGCAGCAGCACGCUCGGGCGCAGCGCGGCAGCUGCGUCGGCGUCAGCGGCGGCCUCCGAACUCGUCGACCGCGGCAUUGACCUGGCGGGAUUCCUGCAGCUGAACCGCAUCUACGCCGAAAAGGGCCGCCACGAGACCAUCUGGGUCAUCCUGCGCCAGUUCCACUACACCGACAGCCUGAGUCUUGCAGACAGCUUUUUGCACCCGCGCAUUGACAUUCCCGACUCCGCCUCUGCCGAGCUCAGCCCCGCCGGCUACCGCUUCUUCAUGGACCUCUUUUUGCUCUUUGACAAGGACAACGACGGCGGGCUCAACGACGAGGAGCUCGCCGCCCUGUUCGCGCCCACCCCCGGCCUGCCCGCGUCCUGGGUCGAGGCCGACUUCCCCGCAUCCACCGUGCGCAACGAGGCCGGCCACAUUACGCUGCAAGGCUGGCUGGCCCAGUGGAGCAUGACGACGUUCCUGGAGCCCAAGACCACGAUGGAGUAUCUGGCCUACCUGGGAUUCGAGGCGCCCGGCGCCAAGGGCCUCGCUGCUGGCCCCACGGCUGCGUUCAAGAUCACCAAACCGCGCAAGCGCCGCCGGCGUCCGGGCCGUGUGGACCGCAACGUCGUGCUGUGCUACAUUGUGGGUGCACCCGGUGCUGGCAAGUCGUCACUGCUCGAUGCAUUCUUGGGCCGCCCCUUUGACCCGCUGCACCGCCCCACCAUACGGCCGCGCCGUGCCGUCAACAGCGUCGAGCUCGAGGGCGGCAAGCAGUGCUACCUGAUCCUCGAGGAACUCGGCGAGCUCGAGCCCGCCGUGCUCGAGAACCAGGCGCGCCUCGACCAGUGCGACCUGCUCUGCUUUGCCUACGACUCGUCCGACCCGGACUCGUUCAGCCACCUCGUCGAUCUGCGCAACCGCAACGGCCAUUUGCUCGACGAGCUGCCGGCCGUCUACGCCGCGCUCAAGGCCGACCGCGACAAGACGACCCAGCGCAGCGAGCAGCAGCCCGAUGCCUACACGGCGACGCUGCGGAUGAGUGCCCCGCUGCACGUCAGCGCCACCUGGGAGAGCAUCAGCAAUCUGUUUGUGUCGCUGGCCGAGGCCGCCACGACGCCCAGCCUUGCCUUUCCCAAGAGCGAAGAGCCCGCCGCCGACCGUACGAGCCUUUACGUGGCCCUCGGCGCCGUGGCAUGUGCCGCCGCUGCCGCCUUUAUCAUGCAAGAACACCCACAAGGCCAGACCACAGACGUGGGAAAGAGGGGCAAGGCACGGCCCAGACAGCCAGCCACCCACCAAAAGGACCCAACCGAUGCUGAACGGCCGCCUCUGAGUGGUCGGCGCUUGCACUAUUUGUGGGGUAACGAACGACCCAGCUCCUCACGCCUUGCCCUGUUCGACAGCGCCAGAAGGGCAUUCUGGCACCUUCCCAAAAAUGACCUAUCCGCAGCGAGGCAGGCACAACCCUGGGACAAUCCCGAAUCAACCGCCCAAAGACCAGACGGGGAAGUAGCAACGGACGGCGGCGGGUUAACACUUUCUUUGCCCUCUCGUCGUGAUCUUAUUUUGCCCUCAACAACAAAUAUCCAUCCACCAACCGACAACAUCGACACCCGCCCAUUCUGUGCCUCAACAGCGCCUAUCUCGGCUUUACCAGCGACGCUUGCGAUAACGUGUGCAUGCACUCCUUGGUCUGACCCUGGUGCGGAGACAUUUCGGUGUGGUGUCGUCCAUAUUCCGUACAGUAUUAACGGACGAAUUGCAACCGACCCAAUUCGACGACGAAUCAACCGACGACUUGAACGACAGCUGGAGAGCACCGCAAACAAAACAGCGGACAGACUGUCUGGCUCGUGCGACCAACUGCAGGGACAGCCUUACUGCGGUGUCCCCCUCGAACCAAGUCACGGCGUCCGCCAUCGCCGACGAUCAUUGAAACCAUUAUCGCAACGAUCGGCAGCAGACUGA